Messenger RNA from Serpula lacrymans var. lacrymans S7.9, 1164 nucleotides. RefSeq lists its product as uncharacterized. Bases 76 to 984 code for a protein of 302 amino acids. Gene Ontology annotation, molecular function: acetylpyruvate hydrolase activity. The record is from RefSeq and is a predicted model, not a curated record. NCBI's taxonomy places the organism in Eukaryota, Fungi, Basidiomycota, Agaricomycetes, Boletales, Serpulaceae. The transcript is spliced from 7 exons.
ACGGACGGAUAUAAGAUAACGCUGCACAUCACUAGCCAUGUUCCCCACGACCUGUACUCACACUCCCUCACCAUCAUGGCUCCCAUAAAAACACAAUGGACAAGGCUAAUUCGAUUCGUGGCUGUCGAGACUGGCAUGGUUCAUAUUGGACAACCGGUUAACGGUAACCUUGAUAUUGGACUCGCAUUCCACUUCAAAGAAACCAUCAAGGCUUAUGAAAUCCUCGGUUCAUACCUCGACCCGGCUGCCCAACUCAGCAACAACAUUCUCACUGUCAAAGAACUCCUCGCACCUUUGUCGAGGGAGGAAAUGAAAACAGUAAGAUGUUUGGGUCUCAACUACUCUGAUCAUGCCGCGGAGGCUGGCCUUGCAAAGCCUGCUGCGCCAAUUCUCUUCUAUAAACCUCUUGCUUCUAUGAUUGGUCCAUCUGUCCCAGUAGUUAUCCCACUCGCUGCUCAACCUCCAGCGCUCCACCUCCCUGACUACGAGGUAGAGCUGACCAUAGUCAUCGGGAAAGCCGCGAAAGAUGUCAAAGAAGAGGACGCGCUCGACUAUGUCUUGGCCUAUACCGCUGCAAAUGAUGUCUCCUUCCGCAAACACCAAAUGACAACAUCGCAGUGGGGCUUCUCCAAGGGCUUCGAUCAAACAACCCCAAUCGGCCCAUGUCUCGUCUCUAAUAAUGCUAUCCCAGACCCGCAAAUUGUUCCUCUCAAAUGUAUACUCAAUGGAGAGGUAGUUCAGGAUGGAUUAACUGACACCCAACUGUUCAACGUCCGCCAAACCAUCGCUUUCCUCUCCCAGGGUACCACGCUCGAACCAGGAUCUGUCAUCCUCACAGGAACUCCAAAAGGUGUUGGUUUCGUUCGCAAGCCGCCUAUUUACUUGAAAGACGGAGAUGACGUGAGAGUGUGGAUUGGAGGUGGAGUGGGAACGUUGAUAAAUUCUGUCGUGGAGGAAGGAAGGGGCCUGAGAGCCAAGCUUUAAAGGACGACUGUAAAAACAUGCGAGGCAAGGGGCAAAGGUUGUCUUAGUGCUUCUUUUUGGGCCGAGAACCUUCGUCUGCUCAGUCUUCAAAUCUUGUCAGUACUCCUACUUUGAUAAAAAGCAUCCUUAUGUACUACUAAGCGGUUUCAUGUCCGCCUCCGCCCAAUCUCAUAUUUCCAC